GGUUUCUCUCGGAGCAUUAAUCGACCUUUCUUAUUCCCUUAUCCUGUCGGCGUGGUUGACAUUUUCUGAGAACAUCCCAUUUCGUUUCCUUGGUCGUACUCGAAGUACGGUACCCUGGCCGCGUCGCCAUCUCGUUAGCAUCUCCAAGUUGAAAUAAUCAGGCAGACAUCAUGGCAGGGUGGCAGUCUUGGAAUCCCUUCAGCAAGAGGGAGACGCACAGCCACGGCUCCAUCGUCGCAUACAAGAUUCUGACCUUGCUCUCGUGGCUUCUGUCCGUCGUCGUCACAGUCUACUAUACCGUUGACGAGCCUCAUGAUGGCUUCACCAUCCGCCGGCGCAUAUGGGACCAGAACUAUCUGUAUCCCAGCGCCUUUACCAUGAACCACAUCAUUGGUGACAUUUACUGGGUCGUACUCUUCAUCCUCCAGUUUGGAUACGUCACAUCACUCUUCUCCAGCAAUGCCGAAGUCGUUGCCGCAGCUGCUGGCGUUGGCAGCCACUUCAUCCUCAACAACUUGUUUCACUUUGCAUUUGUCAUGCUCUUUGUGAACUCGCACUUCCACAUCGCCGAGGUCAUGUUGGUGCUUAACUUCUUCAACCUCAGCUCGCUGUAUUUCCGCCACAACACCGUCCCGCGCUUCAUCCACGUUCCUGUCGCCACGGGUCCGUUGGCAUGGACGUUUGUGGCCAUUUACUGGAAUGGCGCUAUCAUGGUGCCGCACCCGCAUAGCCUGGUGGCCAGGAUCUUUGGAAACAUCUUCAUCUGGUCCCUCUUGGCGUAUGGAGUCUUUUUCAUUGUCUUCUUCAAUGACUACACCAUGGGUUUUGCUCUCAGCGUCCUCUCCGCAGCAAUUGGCGUUGCCCAGUUCAAGCGCCAAGUCAUUGCGUUCCAGUGGAUCUUUGCCUUCAUCAUCAUGGCCAUUCUCUUCGUCAUGACAGUCGGCGUUGCUGUUCCAGCCAUGACGGGCAGAGAUGUCAGAUGGAGACGAACUAGGGUUACAGACCAGGAACGCGCGCCACUCCUCAACGAGGCAGCCGCCUAAGUCGAAACCAGGCGCAUCAAUUACUCACCAAUUCUGCGAAUCCAGAGGCGGUGAGAAGACGCUUGUUUCACAGCAGACAGAAUCACCCGAAAGCCUGUUUGCAAAUCACAAAAUAUUCUCGAUGUCAAUGGCUAUGACGUAGGAGAAAGUAGCACCACAGAUCUGUGAAUCUAGGUUGGCUAGGAGCUUAUCGCCAUGUUUCGGUUCGGCGCACGAAUUAAGUUGAGAUUAGGGUAUUGUUGUCCUCGUAAUUGGGUAGCAUUAGUGCUGUUUUAGGUCCGCCUUGAGUUGGUUACAUAGCAUAAAAAUUUCAUCAGAUGC
This is a messenger RNA of Trichoderma virens Gv29-8, 1364 nucleotides long. RefSeq lists its product as uncharacterized. The transcript has 4 exons. NCBI's taxonomy places the organism in Eukaryota, Fungi, Ascomycota, Sordariomycetes, Hypocreales, Hypocreaceae. Bases 171 to 1043 code for a protein of 290 amino acids. The record is from RefSeq and is a predicted model, not a curated record.